Molecule: messenger RNA, 2712 nt
Organism: Lactuca saligna
Lineage: Eukaryota; Viridiplantae; Streptophyta; Magnoliopsida; Asterales; Asteraceae
Source: the annotation of a GenBank genome assembly
AUGCAUCUUGAAUUGAAUCUUACGCGCUCUACCAUUCAAACACUUGAUCUUCAUUCCAAUUUCCUCCAAGGCCAGUUCCCUCUGUUUUUACGAAACUUGAGCUCUUUACAAGUUCUUGAUCUUUCAUUCAACCAACUGAAUUCUUCAAUCCCGUUCAUGAACAACGUUCAAGAUACUUGGAUCUGUGGGUUGAAGCGGUUGGAUCUUUCGUACAAUUCUAUGGGAGGGAGGUUCACGGGGCCAUCAACCAAUGUAUCCGAAUGCGCUCAAUUUUCUCUGGAGACACUGAAUUUAAAUGACAACAUGUUACUUGGUGAAGUCCCAUCCUCACUGGGUAGACUUAAAGCCUUGAGAGAGUUGAAUCUUGGAGGGAACGAGUUAACAGGAAACAUCCCUGAAGUUGUAGGAACUUUAACAAGUUUGCGGGAAUUACGUCUGGAUGAUAACCAUUUAACAGGUUCGAUUCCGAUUUCUAUCAGAAACCUGCUGCGGUUACAAAAACUAGAUUUAUCUGUAAACCUUUUAAAUGGGACGAUUACAUUCCUUCCGGGAGAACUGUCAAAUCUAGAAAUCCUGUCUGUCAGAAACCACCAUUUUCGGAGUAUCCAAGAUUCUGGGCUCUGGAGACUUUGUCAGUUAAAACACUUGGAUCUUUCAUUUAAUUUUAUAGAAGGGGAAUUGACUGGGCCAUCAACAAAUGGAUCCGAAUGUGUCCAAUUUGAUCUGGAGACACUGGAUCUACAUUACAACAAGUUUGGUGGAAAAAUCCCGACAUCACUAGGAAGGCUUACGUCCUUGAGAAAGUUGAAUCUUGGAUGGAACGAGUUAACAGGAACCAUCCCGGAAUCUUUAGGAAAUUUAACAAGUUUGCGGGAAUUAUAUCUACCUUGGAACAAAUUAACAGGUUCGAUUCCUACAUCAAUUGGAAACCUGCUGUUGUUACAAGAACUACAUUUAUCUUGGAACCUGUUGAACGGGACCAUACCAUUCUCACUAGGACAGCUAUCCAAUAUAGAAUUUGUGUAUCUCUACUACAAUUGGUUGUCUGCACUUCCAUUAUCGCUUGGAAACCUCUCAGAACUCAGGCAUCUUGAUAUAUCAAAUAACCAUUUACAAGGGCCUCUUCCUACCAUUGGACGACUUUCCAAACUUGAAUAUCUAGAUAUAUCGAACAAUUCUUUAUCAGGUAUAGUCACUGAAGCCCACUUCACAAACACAUCAAUGUUAGAAUUCUUUGAUGCAACCUCAAACUACAGGUUGAGGUUCAAGAUUUCGCCCAAUUGGAAGCCUCCUUUCCAAAUAUCAAGCCUUCGACUUGGAUCUUGCAAAAUUGAAUCAGAAUUUCCAGAAUGGAUUCGAGCACAAACAUGUCUUGAAUAUCUAGACCUUUCCAAUACUAGUAUUUCUGGACCUCUUCCAGAUUGGCUUGGCGAUUGGCUUGUCGAGCUUCCUCUCUCGUUCCUGGCUCUCUCCAAUAACUUUCUCAACGGUCCAUUGACAAACCUUGUAUCCAGCCACAGCCCAAACUGUUCUAUAGUGUUAGAUAUAUUGCUUCUUAAGAACAACCUCUUCAAUGGAUCAAUUCCAGAUUUAUUGUGUAAUAUGAUGUCAUAUAUAAUGGUUCUUGAUCUUUCUAGAAAUAUGCUUUCUGGGACUCUUCCAAAGUGCUUCGGACUUCUUCCAAACCUGCAGGUUCUGAUAUUAAGUUCUAACCAGCUCUCGGGUGUCAUUCCAAGCUCUCUCGGGAAUCUUGGGUCAUCGCUACAAUGGUUAUCUCUAAACAACAAUAGUUUCCAAGGUGAACUUCCAAAAACUCUAGCAAAUUGCACAAGUUUAGCUUUGUUGGAUUUGGGUGAAAACAGAUUCUCUGGAAGUGUACCAAAAUGGAUUGGUGAAAAUAUGAAGGAGCUUGUUGUCCUCAGGCUACAUAAAAACAGCUUCACAGGUCCAAUUCCUGUAGAGUUGUGUGAAAGAUCCACCCUCCAAAUCAUGGAUCUUGGAGAAAACAAAUUAACAGGAACCAUCCCUCGCUGUUUCAAGAACUUAAGUGGAAUGAUCACAGGAGGCCACAUCAGUAUUUCUUUUUCACGCUCAUACGAACUGAGUUUAACCCAAGUAAUGCAAGGAGUUGUGCUAGAGUAUACAACGACAUUGAGUUACGUUGUCAACAUGGACCUUUCGUGCAAUAAACUGGUGGGGGAAAUACCCAAGGAGUUGGUACUUCUUACCGGAUUGCUUGGUCUUAACCUGUCAAAAAAUCAACUCACUGGUCAUAUUCCGGAAAGAAUUGGUGAUAUGAAAUCGUUAAUGUCUCUUGAUCUUUCCAUAAACCAUCUUUCAGGGAUGAUCCCACAAAGUCUGUCGGCAUUGACGUUUCUUAGCCAUCUGAAUUUGUCACACAAUAACUUAUCAGGAAGAAUUCCAACAGGAAGUCAGCUCCAGACACUCAUUGAUCCAUCCAUAUAUGCUGGUAAUAAUGAGCUUUGUGGUAGUCCGUUGCCGAUCAAGUGCAGCCAUGAUGAUGUCUCAGAAAUUGGAAGAAGUUCUGAGGAAGAUGAAGCCGAUGAUGGCGAUGAGAACAUAUGGAUUUAUGGUGCAACAGGUGGUUUCACAACCGGGUUUAUGGGAAUUGUCGCAAUUCUGGUGCUUAAGAACAGAUGGAGACUUGCUUUCUUCAAUCUUGUGGGUUAUUGCAUCAGCAAGAAACUGUGA